AUGAGGACGCCGUGGUUGGCAUUGUCCGGCCCGGGGACGGUUUUUGUCGUGAAUGAGAACUUCUUUUCGUUUGCCACUGCUGCCUGCGUCGUCCUUACCGAAGGUGGAAAUCACGUGGAGAUCAUCGUCAACUUCAUCCACCCAGGCUAUUGGCGGAUUGCUGGGUGGGCUGAUCCGGUUGCUGAGUAA
This is a messenger RNA of Diaporthe citri, 189 nucleotides long. RefSeq lists its product as uncharacterized. Bases 1 to 189 code for a protein of 62 amino acids. The record is from RefSeq and is a predicted model, not a curated record. The transcript is spliced from 2 exons. NCBI's taxonomy places the organism in Eukaryota, Fungi, Ascomycota, Sordariomycetes, Diaporthales, Diaporthaceae.